GCUGUAGGGAAAGGAGAGGGCAACGCAGCCCGAGGCCUGCGGAGCUGGACACCCUCCUACUGAAUCCAGGGUGCGGGGGGAGGGGGCUGGGGUCCUUGCACUGGACUGCAUUAGACAGAAGGUGCGGUAUUAGUAAAGCCAGUUAACCCGGUGGGAACUCAGUAUCGAUUGCAGGCUGCGGGGCACCUGUCACUAGACAGUGUCUGGGCCCCGUUUGGGGUGUGUGUUCCCGGCAGAGGUUUGUAGGUGCUAAGCCCGCGCCAUGGUGUAGUGCGGGCAUGUGAUUAGUGGCGGGCCGUACACCGGCAUUUACAUUGCCUCCUCUGGAGCACCCACAUAGUGGACUGCGCUGUACAGUGCUAAUCCGGCGUCACGUCUGUGCCUGGAGCGCUGGGGUGUGAGAGGGCAAGGGUGUCUAGUCCUGCUGCGGUGACCCGGGGAUAGGCUGCACACAGCUUCAGCACCAGCCGCCCGGACAGCGCCCUAUGGAGCUCCCUGUCAGGCGAAGUUCGUCGUCCCCGGAGCGGCCGGACCAGCCGGGGCUGCUGGAGCUGGAUGAAGAGCUCGUGCUCAUGGCUGCCGAGGGGGACCCGGAGGAGGAGGAGGCCGAGGGCCCCGGGGACGGGGAGGACCCAGCGCUGCUCUCGGCCAUCCGACAGAAGGAGAGGGACCUGAUGCUGGCGGCCCGGCUGGGGAAAGCCCUGCUGGAGAGGAACCAGGACAUGAGCCGGCGCUACGAGGAGAUGCAGAGGGAGCUGACGGAGCGGCUGGAGCAUCUGGAGCAGGAAAAGCAUGAAUUGAAAAGAAGGUUUGAUAAUCGUGAAGGAGAAUGGGAAGGUCGAGUGUCUGAGCUGGAGAGUGAUGUGAAGCAACUGCAGGAAGAGCUGGAGAAGCAGCAGGUUCACCUGAGAGAGGCCGAUCGUGCGAAAUCCUCAGCUGUCCAAGAACUGUCCGAACAGAACCAAAGACUUUUAGAGCAACUUAAUAGGGCUACAGAAAUGGAGAAGCAGCUGUCACUACAGGUCACUGUCCUUCAAGAGGAAUUCCGUGAGAAAAGUGUGUUUACAAGCCAACAUAUUUCACGGUUAGAAAGCCUGCUAUCAGAGAUAAAGAUGCUUUCUGAUCGAAAGCGGGAGCUGGAGCAGCAGCUGAGCACUAUAAUGGAAGAAAACAAUCAACUUCAGGGAAUCGUGGAGGAGCUGCACGACCGAGAGUUAACCCUGAGUCAACAGACCUGUGCCAAGGAAAUCCAGCUGGGUGAGAGUCAGCUGGAGUUGGAAGAGCUACGGCAUUCCUACCGGCAGCUGAAAAUGAAAAUGGAGGAGCUCAGAGAGGAGAAGUGUCUCCAACAUCUAAACAGCACAAGUACCUCCCUGCUGUCAGAAAUUGAACAAAGUAUAGAAGCCGAAGAGCAGGAGCAGGAACGGGAGCAGUUGAGGCUGCAGCUGUGGGAAGCACAUUGUCAGGUCCGAUCUCUUUGCUGCCAACUUAGGGGAAAUGAAAGUGCAGAUUCUGCAGUGUCCACUGACUCCUCUAUGGAUGAAUCCUCUGAAACCUCAUCUGCCAAAGACGUGCCAGCCGGGAGCCUCCGCACUGCCCUGAGUGAACUGAAGAGCCUUAUAUUAAGCAUACUGGAUACUUGUGAAGCAGCGAGUUCACGAAAAUGUGAAGACGAUGGUUUGGAGGAACAAAUCAAACGAACAAGUGAAGACUCAAAAGCUCUGAGGGAGCUCUUACAAGGAGAACAAGUAAGAAUGAAGCAAACUUUUGAGGAGCUACAACAGCUUCACAAACAGGUAACCUUAUUAAGUGUGGAAAUGUCUGCACUGAAAGAAGAACGAGACCACCUCCUGGAGCUUACCCAGAAUAAUGAUACACAUGAUCAGCUGCUGAAGGCCAUAAAGGAUCGAGAUGAAGCUAUAGCCAAGAAAAACGCUGUGGAAAUGGAGCUGGCAAAAUGUAGAAUUGAUUUGAUGUCACUGAACACUCAACUAUUAGAUGCCAUUCAACAAAAGCUGAAUCUGUCCCAGCAGCUGGAGGCUUGGCAGGAUGACAUGCACAGAGUCAUUGACCAGCAAUUGAUGGACAAACACCAGAAGGAAUGGAGCCAGACUGUAUAUUCCUUCUCCAGUGGCCACCAAAUCAAACAUUGUGGCAAGGCUACCACUCUGAAUCGCACAGAGCGGCCAGGAGAAGAGCCUAUUGGGUCUGAAGGAAGACGCCUCUUUUCAUUUCUUAAGAAAACAAAAUGUUAAGUGUUAACUGCUCGACCUUUAUGAAUCGUGACAGAAAGCUGUGUAGGGGAAAUCUUUCCGCUGGUAAUCAGAGUAGGAAGGCACGCUAGUGGUCCAGAAAGCCUUCCGUGGGUGAGCAAACCCUUAGAAUAUGCAAAUAAAGAAUAGUGGCGAGUGCCGCCUGCUUUAUUCUUUAUUCGCAUAUGAACCUUCUACAUUAUUCUGAAGGCUUGAGCACCGCGACACUGUGUGACACGCAUGGUUGACAACACCGGUAUAUCUCUGCCUAUGUGGGACAUUAGCUGUGCCGCCCAUCUUUUCUCUGUGUUUAAUACAAACCCUUAGAAUAUUCCCACAGUCAAGAGGCGAGCAGGGAUUUGGCUUACGAGUUACUAGAAAGUGUUUCGCUUGGCGCACUUGCUAAGCACCUUGUAUUUAUUUCAGAUGUAUUUUUUAUUGUGGACACCUAACACUUUGUUCAGUGGAUUCUAUCCAUGAAGAACACCUUGCACUUUUAGAGCCAUCCGUUUCUAUUCACUCCACAGCUUCCUUGAUAACUGAAUCUAGCAGGUAUUAUUACCAUUGUAGACAGGUCCUGAGCUGCUCUCAGUGCAAGGAAGAGACUCCCUACCUCUGGUCUUCCAGACAGAGCACAGCACACUGAAACGGUCCCUACUGUUUCCUACAGCUCACGUACUGAGAGAAGUUCCAUGUACAUAGAAGCAGAAUUUUUAUAAUAAAUAUUGCAUACAGUUUUGGUUUUAUAAUAUACAGAAAAUGUCAUAUUUUAGUACAAAAUUAUGCGCUUUUUAUUGUAAACUCUCUGGAAUAAAAUAUUUCUAUGAUUUUCCAUGGCCCCCUCUGAAUACCUUUAUUGAACAGUCACCCUCACCAUGUCACAGACCGUAAACCGCUUUACCCACUCCAUGCGUAUUUCGAUAGACAUUAAGAGACGUUUCUGUUUUCAAAUUCAGGAUCCAUAUUUCACAUUUUUAUUAGUUUGUUCCUACUUAUGAAGAAGAUGGUACAAAAAUUUGGCAGAUAUUUUUCCAUUAUUUAUAUAUUUCCUUUCUUAACAUAAUGGUUCUUAGAUUGUAACAAAUGACUUUUAAUAGGUCAGGAUCCAUCCAGCCUUUUAUUAAAACCAAAAUGAUCUUGUGGUUGCCUGUCCCGCACUGGUCAAUGGAAUAGAUGCUUGUUUUUUUUUUAGCGUGGUUUUAAAUAGUGACAAAAACUAAACAGCAGGGAAGCAAAUUAACAGCAAGGCCUAGUGAAUCUUACCCUAAGAGGCAGGACCGAAAACAAGGCGCAAGCCAAGGUUAAGACGCCAACUGUCC
Molecule: messenger RNA, 3571 nt
Organism: Bufo gargarizans (Asiatic toad)
Lineage: Eukaryota; Metazoa; Chordata; Amphibia; Anura; Bufonidae
Gene: BICDL1
Product: BICD family like cargo adaptor 1
Exons: 10
Coding region: 486-2255 (589 amino acids)
Biological process (GO): vesicle transport along microtubule; Golgi to secretory granule transport
Source: RefSeq, a predicted model, not a curated record